GGGCGGAGAAAGGGUCCUGAACAGCCACAGCGCUGGCGCGCCGGGACAUCCAUAGAAAUCAAAUGUCGCGUAUAUUUCGUGUUUUCAGUUCUUCUAAAUCUAGACUGUUCAAGUCUUUGGAUUCGCGACAACUUGUCACAGUACAGGAAAUAAAGACAUUCCAAGAGCAAGGGGUAGUGUGUGUCAGGGGAGCAUUCAGAGAAUGGGUCGACAAGCUGAAGAAAGGCGUAGGUGCGAAUCAUGCGAACCCCAGUAAAGAUGGCGAAUGGCUGAAAAGCGAGGAUUCACAGACGUUCUACUUCAAUGAUUAUUUCAAUUGGCGUCGGAUCCCAGAGUUUGAGGAAUUUGUGCGCUCGUCACCAGCUGCAGAAAUUGCCGGCAAACUGAUGAAGUCUGAGGUUUGUUUCAUUCCACCACCAAGAGAACUAAAAGAACACUUGCGUAAAGUUAAGAGUUGUGAAACAUUUCGUUAUAAUCAGGCUGUUGUAUUUUCUUUUUCAAUCAAAGCCUGAUUAAUUUGCAUAUCCGUUUCAUCAGAAGUAGUGGAGACCAGAGUGAUAAAGCCCAACAGUAUACAUGAUGUCAAGGCAAAAAAAUUAUACAUGAUGUCAAGGCUAAAAAAAAGAACUAAAAGAAAAAAAUUAAUCAGGGGAUAUUAUUAAAGCCCAACAGUAUACAUGAUGUCAAGGCAAAAAAAUUGAUGGGAUAUUAUUACAUAAUGGAAGCACCCUCCCCCCCCCAACACCCCCACCCCCGACUCCCUCCCGUUUUGCAGUUUACAGGUUAUCCCCUCCAUGUUUUUAUCUGAGGGAAGGGGAUAGAUUUACACAGAUUUCCCAUUGUAUACCUACCAACCAUCUUGCAUAAUUAUAAGUGCUUCAUAAGCCUGCGAAUGGAAAACUUCUACCACAUACAUACAGUACAAUUUUACACACAUGACACACAAUUCCAAAAACAAAGACAACCAAUUAGGUCUCACGAUACUAUUCCUCAAUAAUGGGCAAUUCCAGAAAAUAUCCAUACCCAACCACGGACGGCUUCCAAGUUUUUACCCCCCCUCCCCUUCAGAAUUUUGAGUUUUUAGGAGAGAAUUUCUCCUAUACCAUUCAAUGUAUUGGGCUCAAGUUUUCAGAGUUAGCUGAAACUGUUAUGCCCUUUCAAUAUUCAGAGUUUCAUGUUAUUAGCGUCAUCAGAUAGUGAUAAGCGUAUGUUAAUGGGGCAAAAAGUGUAAACAAAGAUUCGCCUGUACUCAUGUUCAUUUGCAAACUCAGUUUGAGGGUGAUUGUAUAUGUUGUGGUUCAAUUUUAUCCUUGAUUUAAAUUAUGUUUUCCUUUGUUUCAAACUCAUUAUUAUGCAUAACCAUACCCACUGAACAAACAAAAAUAAAAUUGAACCACGAAAAUAUAUCUGUCUGCUCUGUCAGAAAGUUUUAUUGUUUUUUCCUGAUCCUCUCUUCAGUUUGCAGUGUUCUAUCAUGAACAUGUGUUCACUAAAGAUCCUGGUACAGCUCGUGGGACACCAUGGCACCAAGAUCAACCAUACUACCCAGUAAAUGGAUGGAAGGUAAUUAUUAAGUUUUAAGUAAAAGUUCUCUUCUAUUUCACACUUUUCCCACCCCCACUUGGUCAGUGAAAAUUCUUAGAGACUGCAAUGCUUGAAGAAAGUCCUUUCCGUUUUUCUGCAACAAUUAGAUUUUAUUUCACCUCCGUCAACACUAACAGUCCUCUCAGGAAACAUAGGCUUUCUUCAGUGGGUUCAAAAGGUCUCAUCUGUAGGUUGUAACUGGUUGAUUUUGAUCCAUGUUAUUGAUUUUGUUUUAUGAUAAUUAUGAUUGACAACUAACUUUCCCAGAAUGUAUUGUUAUUUCCCUGUCAUCCGAUUGGUCCAAUUUGGCUAGGUGGCUCCCAUUAUAGUAGUCACACUGUAAAAUAUGUUAUUUUAUCGAUAGAACUGUUCAUUAUGGCUACCACUGACUCCUGUUUCUAAAGUCUCCUGUUUGAAAUAUGUUGGUGGAUCUCACAAAUGGGGAAAGUGGUUCAUUCCCAGGAAAUUUGCCUCCUCCAAAAAUUACAACUAUGACAACACCAACACUACAAGCAAACAAGAAGCUUUUGAUGAUAUCCCAGACAUAGAUGGAGAACCAGACAAGUAUGAACUGUUCUCAUGGGAUGUGCAGGUAUUGGUGAAUUUUUAACUGAAUUUACUGCCAAAACUAUUAGAGAAAUUAAGCUUCAUGUAUACGGCAAACGGCAAACGGCAGAUUCUAGUUGAGAAUUUCUUAAAUAGAAAAUGAGCAGUAAAACAGCUAAGAAAAUUCAUAUGUAUAAAAAAUUGCAUAAAAUGACUAAUUUAUGUGUAGAAGUAAUGAACAGUAGCAAAGCAAAGGGAAAACUUGGUCACUUGGAACAAAUUCGCGUUUGCUGUCUGACGUAAAUGUGAUGCUUGCCCUCUUUGUUACCACUUCCACUCUUACUAUCACAUUUUCUACACCUAAAAAAUUAAUCAUGAAGGUGCAGUAUUAUAUCUAACACUAGCAACACCACCCACUUCUACCACUACCACUUCCACUACUACCACUACCACUACCACCCAAUAUGACUACCACUACCACUACCACUACUACUAUCACUAUCACCAUCCACUACCACUAACACCACUAUGACCACCCAAUAUCACUACCAUUACUACUAGUAGCCACUACCACUACUACUAUUUCCACCACUACAAUAUACCAUUAACACUUCCACUACCCCUACCAAUACCACUACUUCUACCACUACCACCCACUAUGACUACUACUACCACUAUCACCCACUACUACUACCACCCAAUACCACUACCACUACUACUACCACUACCACUACUACAACCACUACCACUACUACAACCACUACUACCAAAUACCACUACCACUAGCACUACUACUAUUUCCACCACUACCACAACCACUACUACUAUUUCAACCACUACAAUGUACCACUACCACCUUCCCACUAUUACCACUACCACCCACUAUGACUACUACUACCACUAUCACCACUACCACUACCACCCACCACCACUACCACCACUAAUACCACUACCACUACUACCACCACUACCACUUCCACUAGCACUACUACUAUUUCCACCACUACCACAACCACUACUACUAUUUCAACCACUACAAUGUACCACUACCACUACCAAUGCCACUAUUUCUACCACUACCACUGCCACUACCACUACCACAUCCACCCACUAUCACUUCCACUACCACCCCUACAGAGUGUAUGGGGAGUACUGCCACCACUCCCACUGUUACUACCACCAACACCACUUGGCCUGCAAUCGAAUUUAAGCUUACAUGAAAUUUAUGAGUUCCUGCCUUCCUGCCUCCACCCCUGCAUCAUCAGUCAGUAUCAUUGCCAAGGCUAUGACAGGUUGAUCAAGUUAUGUUUACCCCUGGCUUUAAAGGAAACAGUAUUCAAGAGACAGUAAAUGUUUUUACCCUCUAAGCCAAAAAGAACUUUUUUUUGUUGUGGGCUACAACCAGUCUCAAAAAUGUUGAGAAACUCUCACAUCGGGAAUGGAACGUAAGAAGCGUGACUGAAGGGAGCAUGAGGAAUGAUGGGAAGGGGGAAAUGAAUGGAGAGGAUACAGAAUCUUCCAGUUAUCUCGCCUCUUCCUCCUUGCCAUCACCGCUCAUGUUUCCCUCGAGUGUCUUAAAAUCACUGCUAGUCACAUAUCUGUGAGAUAUAACACCCACCCACUCCCCUCCCUGUAUUCAAAGUUGUUCCCCUGAGGUUUGAACAUCAUCGCGAAUUGCUGGCAACUUUGAUAACAGGGGAAGGGAAAUCGCUAGAACAAGAUCAUGAGCAGGCCAUUUAAGCCCAAAAAUUUAAGGCUCACUGUCUCACAAACAUUUUUGCUUUGGUUUAGUUUAAAAAAAAUAAAUGAUAAUGAAUUAUUAUAAUAAUACAUUGUAAUGUACAAAUGUCAUCAAAUGUUCAAAAAUUUAUUUUCUUAAUUUUUAUUAUUUUCUUAGCCUGGUGAUUGCAUAGCUUUUCACAUGCUUACUCUUCAUGGAGCCAAACAAACCACCGACAUAGCUGGACGACAAGUGGUUGCCACUCGCUGGCUGGGAGAAGAUGCAACAUUUGCCACUAGGCCAUGGGAAACCUCUCCGAGCUACACUGGAGGAUUAAAACCUGGAGAUGCUUUCCACACCAGUGACACUUUUCCAGUUAUGUGGAGAUCAGAACAGUGAAUGGACAGAAACUCAAAGUUAAAAUUAUUAAUUAGGGUAAUAGGGCUAAGUUGAGCCCUGACUCAUCCCCACUACUGGCUGGGAGAAGAUGCAACAUUUGCCACUAGGCCCUGGGAAACCUCGCUGAGCUAUACUGGAGGGUUAAAAGAUGGAGAUGCUUUCCACACUUUUCCAAUUAUGUGGAGAUCAGAAUAGUGAAUGGACAGAAUCACAAAAUAAAUUAUAGUAAUUAUUUAUUCAGGUAAUAGGACUAAUUAAAGUCCUAACUCAUCCCUGCUCACUGGCUGGGAGAAGAAGAUGCAACAUUUGCCACCAGGCCUUGGGAGACCUCACCAGGCUACAAUGGAGAAAUAAAACCUGGAGAUGCUUUCCAAACAAGCGGCACUUUUCCAGUAAUGUGGAGAUAAGAACAGUGAGUGGACAGCAUACAAAAUUAUAAUAAUAUUAUUAAUUAGGCUAACACAGAUGUUAGGCUAAGUGGAGUCCUGAAUCAUCCCCAGUAGUCUCUAAUUAGAUGUGGGAAUCACACAUGAAAGAUGGAAUGCCAGAAGCAUGACCAAAGGGAGCAUGAAGCAUGAUGGGAAGGAGGAAAAUGAAUGCAGAGGAUAUAGAAUCUGCCAGUCAUCUCCCCUCUUUCCCCUUCCCAUCGCUGCUCAUGCUCCCCUUGACCCCACAGUCUUAAUAAGAGACUUAGGAAAGUCUAGAGAUGAGUUAGCAUUCAGUCUGUAAUCAUAGGAGCGAUUAAUAAAGUUGGACGAUCAAAUAGUGGGAGUUUGAUUUGUUUAAUCAUGAAUGUGAUUACAGACUGAACUGAAUGACACAAAGCUCUGUUAUCAAUUAAUUAUUGUUACCAUAACAAAAUUUGUGAUGAUUUAGGCUUUUUUAAUUAAUCCAUAAGAUACUCAAAGAGUUUUAAGCUAGAAGUAUUGAGUUAACAUGGUACCAGUAAGAGGUAAAUUUCAUUAGUCAUGGUCAAUAUGAUAUUUGCCUUAAAAUUUGACCAAAGCACAAGGUAAAGAUGGCUGGCUAUUGGCCAAGUUCUUGUUUGCUUUUUUAUGGACUAAGACAAAGUCAAGGUCAAUAAAAAUACAACCAGCUACCUUGACCAAACAAGCUUGGUCAAUAUAGGAUUUAUUAUAUGGCCAAAAAGAGAAAUUCUUCUUGCGGGACCAAAGCAGGAAAUCCCAAGCGGGCAGCCCAGGUAGCUAAUCAAAACACAGGAUUCAGCCUUACACUAGAGAAAAUUUUACUCGUAAAAUCAUGAAAAUGGAAUCCAUCAGGAAAUUGAGUAAACUUUCAGUAGACAAAAACCUUGU
This is a messenger RNA of Porites lobata, 5565 nucleotides long. Lineage: Eukaryota; Metazoa; Cnidaria; Anthozoa; Scleractinia; Poritidae. The record is from the annotation of a GenBank genome assembly.